AUCACUCUGGCAACCCACCCUCGGCCGCGGCAGGUGGGACUCACCUGCAGCCGGAUUGGCGUGCGCGCGGGCCGGCCGGGGCGCAAUGACUUUAGCCGGGGGACUCCUCCCUCCACGGCAGCAGAAGCGCAUGCGCGUGACAGCCUGCGAGGACCUUUGUGUCCAGGAUCUGGGGCUACGCAGCCGCGAGCUGCAGGGCAUGGCGACUGCCGUCACCUCAGCGGAGGCAGGAGCCAGCAUGGAAGUGACCGGCAUCAGUCCGCUCGUUUCAGCGCUGCAGAGCAAUCAGAGCCGGAGGGGCGGGAGCCGUCAAUGCCAUAGAGAGGGCGUCUGCUCAAGCAGGGGCGGUGGCGGCCGUCAGGGGCGGUGGAGGUCUGCCUGCGGCGCCGUCAUCACCGGGGAUCUCAGCAGCCCGGCAGCCUGCACAGCCGAGCCCCGACAGCCCCCUGAUCAUGGAAACGCGCUCGGCACCGAGUCGGUGGCGGCAUAGAGGCUGGCUGUUUCAGGACACAACACGAGACAGUUUUUGGACAGCAGUGGACUUGAGAAUAUCUGCAACAGCGCAAUAUGACGUUUGCCAUUGAUGGUUGAGUUUGCGGUCAUGUUAGCGCUCCGGAUCCGACGGAGUCACAGGCUUGAAACUUGUAAUCCACCAUUUCUCUGC
Molecule: messenger RNA, 664 nt
Organism: Coccomyxa subellipsoidea C-169
Lineage: Eukaryota; Viridiplantae; Chlorophyta; Trebouxiophyceae; Coccomyxaceae
Exons: 3
Coding region: 86-490 (134 amino acids)
Source: RefSeq, a predicted model, not a curated record